CCAUAAAAAACACAAAACCAACUUUCACAAUUUCCAUCGAUAUUUUAGCGGAUAACAAACUCAUAGCGCGUACGUUUAAACUUUCCAGUAGUCAACAUAGUCUUCACAUAGUUUCCAAAAUAAUUAGUUAUGGAAUUGGAAGUAACUUACCUUUGUACUUUCUUAUUUGCUUAUCAAGCUAGGUAGAGUCUUUGCUUGUUUGAAAUCAAUUUUUUUGACAUUUGACAGAAUAAUUUAACAACCGUCAACUCACAACUGGAAGAAUUUUCAUGAAUGGGAUAGUUUAGGCAGGUUUAUACAAGUUUCAUAUAAUUACCAAUUUAUAGAAGCUUAUUUUAAUAUUCUAAAUGUACAAAGUUUUCGUGUGAAUUAUUGUUUACUUUGAGCCCACUGGUUGUUUUUUGAUUUACCCAGAAACUAAGACCUACAUAAAAAAAAAUUUGGAUUUUUUAUAACUGCUUCCACAACUAUAGCUAUACAUUCCUAAAAUGAGUGGACAAGAACAAGAAUCAAAUGAACCUCAGUUUACUCCUCAGGAAGUAGAAAAACAAGAGGAAGCUAAACUGAAAGCUAAAUACAGCUUUCCUCCUGGAGGAGGACCUGCUUUGAAAGCAAGUGGACAUUCAGCAUUUUUACAGAAGCGUCUAUCAAAAGGUCAAAAAUAUUUUGACUCUGGAGAUUAUCAAAUGGCAAAACAAAAAUUUGGAAAUAUUACCAACAAACCAGGACUUCCCCUUCCUGGACCAAAUUCAUAUGUAGGGACUGGCGAUACUAUUCCUACACCUGACACUGUUCCAAUAAGGAAAACAUCCAUAGUUCAACCGUCAAAAUUUUCUAAUGUUAGUUAGGGAUUGUUUUAAAUCAGUAAUUUUAUUUUUAGUUUUUAAUAUAUUUUUAAGUAAAUAUGUAAUGGCAUAUGAGUAAAUGAGCAUGACGAAUUACAGAAAUAAUGAAAUAAUCAAAUUUUAUAGAAGGUCCAUAAUAAUAAUUAAUAACUACUAACCUUGGCAGAAAAAAAUUGACUUAUAAUGACUUUAUGCCAUAAAUAUUGCAGACUCGUGUCUUAGGGACAAAUGUGAAGAGGAAAAUGAAAUUUUCGCAUUUUUUUUUGUCAAUUGUUAAUUCAAUUUUCCUGUUACAAUAAUAUAACUUUCCAAAGAAUUACUUAUUUUUUUUAAAUUUUUCUGAUCGAAAUUGCUCAAUCAGCAAGUGCCAUUUGAUUAUUGUAAAAAUGUUAUAUUGAUGAUGGUUGUUAAACUUGCUGAAAAUUGUUCCCCUAAUACUACAUAUUGUCAUUGCUAUUUGUGCAUACUAUUUAAAUAUAUAUGUAAUAAAAAAUUAUGUUUUAUUAUUACAAUUCAUUUAUUGUUUAGAAAUAAAUGGUUAUAAAUCCUGUCCAUUUUUGUGAAUGGUCAAAAUCUGUGGGGUAAUGAAUCAUUACACAAUAGUUUUAAGUAAUAAUUCAUAUUUAACUCAUAAAAAAAUCACAAUAAUGUAUUUAUUGUUCUAUACAAAGUUAAAAUAAGUAUCAAAUUAAUAAGAUUCGCCCUGUAAAUCUAAAAACGUUAUGAGUAGUCCAGACAUUAAUAUAAAAUACAACCAUCUGUUUGUAACCAACAAAUCGAGAUAUACAAACUGCUCUUGGCAAAGUUUUCUCUUUAAAUAACAUGUACUUACCCCAUUUGGUCUAUUAAGAGAUUCGUUAUUUUAUUAUAUAUUUGUAGCAAGUCUGUACAUACUUUUGUAUUUUCCGAGUUAGCAACACUAUUCAAUAAACUAUAAACCUGUGCGA
This is a messenger RNA of Psylliodes chrysocephalus, 1792 nucleotides long. Lineage: Eukaryota; Metazoa; Arthropoda; Insecta; Coleoptera; Chrysomelidae. The record is from the annotation of a GenBank genome assembly.